Helianthus annuus (common sunflower) is the source of this 3107-nucleotide messenger RNA. RefSeq names its product protein CHROMATIN REMODELING 35. The coding region runs from base 123 to 2921 and encodes 932 amino acids. The record is from RefSeq and is a predicted model, not a curated record. Lineage: Eukaryota; Viridiplantae; Streptophyta; Magnoliopsida; Asterales; Asteraceae. Gene Ontology annotation, molecular function: ATP binding; ATP-dependent chromatin remodeler activity. The transcript has 8 exons. Gene Ontology annotation, biological process: gene silencing by siRNA-directed DNA methylation.
AAAAAAAAAAAAACAACUUUUAGCCUUCAGUCAAUCGCUCCAUUGACGACGACGACGGUGAUACGACAGCGUUUCGUUGAAUCAGCAUUCUUCAAGGAUCGUUGUUGGAGGCAGAUCGAGUGAUGGAAACGCCGGAAGGUUCUAGAUCCUCUGUUAAACGAAGGAGUACGGACACCAAUGAGACAAAUUCAUCGACGACAUGCUUGUUUGAUGCUCACAAGAACAGGAAAGUUGAUACUACAAAUCCAUUUGCUCUUAGAGAUUGGGUGGUAGGACUCGAUUCUGCUGAUUCUGCUGAGUAUGGUUCUGUGACAAAAGACAUAGAAUAUCUUGUUUCGUUGAGGAAGCAGAUGUUGGCACCUGUUUUCACUAGAUUUCCCUCACUUAGAGAAGAUUUAGUGGAUUCGAAAUCUGGGAAGGACUCUCCCAGUGUGAAUGAUGACGCAACCCAUGGUACAAAUGAAGUUAUUGUCAUUGACUCGGAUGAUGACGAGCCAAGUGUUCCGAGGCCUAUCCAACCAGACCCAGAUGUGGCAGCAUUGAAUAAUCCUACUAAGCAAGUUCCACUGACGCCGCUUUUGGUACCUGAAGAGGUAAGGAACAAGUCUUCGCGUAAAAGAAUUAUUUCCUUGGCACAACUAUACGCGGAUAAGAAGGAAGCUGAUAUGGAUGGUCAAGCCUCCAUGCAAAAGCCUUCGGGGAGAGUUGGUGAUGUGGAGGGCGAUGUGGAGAGCGAAGAAGAUAAGAUGGAAGAAGAUGAUGUGGAUAGUGAAGAAGAUGACGUGGGGAGUGAAGAAGAUGAGAUGGAGAGUUCAGAUGAUGUGGAGAUUGAAGAUGGUAAUAACAUAGAAGAAGAUGAUGUAGAAGUUGAAAAUAAGCAUGAUAAGGGUGUGUAUGUUGGUGUUGAAGAGGAUGAAAGUAAUUCACAAUCUGACACUAACCUUUAUGGGGAAGCUGAUCUAUGGAAUGAAAUGAGUAUUGGAUUAGAGUCCUUAAAGGAAAUACAUCCUUCAUCUGAUCAAAAGUCAAGUGAAGAUGAACAAGAGUGUGAUCAUUCAUAUAUCUUGAAAGAUGAUAUUGGUUAUGUCUGCCGAGUUUGUGGACUAAUCCAAACGCCUAUUGACUCCAUAAUUGAGUUCCAGCGUCCCAAGAGCUCAAAGAGUAUUAGAACAUAUUACUAUGAAGGCCAAAAGAAUAGAUCAGGAGAUGCUAGUCUUGAUGGUGUGAAGUUAGCCGAAACUGAGUUUAGUGCGCUUGAAUUUACUGUUCACCCGAGGCACCAAAGGCAAAUGAAACCGCAUCAAGUUGCAGGCUUCAAGUUUCUCCUAAGCAACUUGGUGUCAGAAAACCCAGGUGGUUGCAUUCUUGCUCAUGCUCCGGGAUCCGGUAAAACAUUCAUGCUAAUCAGCUUCAUUCAGAGCUUCAUGGCCAAGUAUCCAGAUGCCAGACCACUGGUGAUCCUCCCAAGGGGCAUUUUGGGAACAUGGAAAAAGGAGUUCAUCAAGUGGCAAGUUGAAGACCUCCCGUUGUUGGAUAUGUACUCACUGAAAGCUGAAGGUAGAACUCAACAAUUACAAGUGCUAAAAAAAUGGGCCAACCAGAGAAGCAUUUUGUUUCUUGGAUACCAACACUUCUCCUCAAUAGUUUGUGACAAUGACACAAAGCCCGAAUCAGUUAACUGCCAAGAGAUAUUGUUGACCCGCCCGUCACUCCUGAUACUAGACGAAGGCCACACCGCGAGGAAUAAACAAACAAAUAUUUACAUCGCUAUCGACAAGGUGCAAACCCCUAGGAAGGUAGUUCUUUCUGGAACCCUGUAUCAAAAUAACGUCACUGAGGUUUUCAACACUUUAAACCUCGUCCGCCCAAAGUUUUUGAAAAUGGAAAAGUCGAAAGCUAUAAAAAGGCGUAUUCUGAGCAUGGUCGAGUUCAAAAGCCACACAAAAAAGGAUACAGAGAAUGAGUUUUAUGAGUUGGUGAAGCAUACCCUGCUUAAAGAUGAUAACUUUAAAAGGAAGGUGGCUAUCAUAGAAAAUCUACGUGAGAUGACUAAUAGUGUCCUACAUUAUUACAAAGGAGAUCUCUUGGAUGAACUACCAGGCCUUGUCGACUUUUCAGUCUUUCUCAAACUCACACCAAACCAAGUACGUGCGGUUUCAGAGUUAAAGAAAGUGGCCCGGAACAACCCCUUCAAAGUAAGCAGUGAUGGGAGUGCAAUCUAUGUGCACCCUGGGCUGGAAUCUAGCUUAAAGAACUCGGGCUCUAAAGAAAGAAACGAUGAGAUCGAUGAGAAGAUUGAUGAGCUGCUAGAGAAUGUAGACGGGACUGAAGGAGUCAAAGCUAAGUUUUUUAUAAACAUGCUUCGCCUGUGUGGAUCUGCAGGAGAAAAGCUUUUAGUGUUUGGUCAGUUUUUGUUGCCUCUAAAGUUCUUGGUGAGACUCACUGUUAAGACCAAGGGUUGGAGUGUUGGCAAACAGAUAUUCAUGAUAACCGGGGAUCACGACAACGAUGAGCGUGAGCUAGCAAUGGACCGGUUCAACAACUCCUCUGAAUCCCGAGUCUUUUUUGGAUCUAUAAAAGCUUGUGGUGAAGGGAUAUCACUUGUUGGGGCCUCCAGAAUCAUAAUUUUGGAUGUCCAUUUAAACCCGUCUGUUACCCGCCAAGCAAUAGGCCGGGCUUUUCGACCCGGUCAAAUGAAAAAGGUCUACGUAUAUAGACUGAUUGCUGCUGAGUCACCCGAAGAGGAAGACCAUGCCACCUGCUUCAAGAAGGAGUCAAUUGCUAAGAUGCUGUUUGAAUGGAAUGAGUACUGUGGUCAUCAUGAUUUUAAGAUGGAAACAAUCAGCGUUGAAGAUUGUGGUGAUCGCUUUCUGGAAACCGCGUGUUUGAAUGAAGAUAUAACCACCGUCUCGAAAAGAUGAUCGCGCACAAACGAAGAACGCGAUAGAUGUUGUUGGUUGUUUUUUUCUAUAUUUAAACUCACAGCUGCUUGUUGAUGAUAAUGGGCUAACAUCUGAACCAUAUAUGCGACUAAUAGUAUGGAACUAAAUAGGUAUUAACAUUUUUCUAUAGAAUCUAUGGAUGAACCAAUCCAUUUAAUCAGUUUA